Messenger RNA from Daldinia childiae, 4134 nucleotides. RefSeq names its product Mediator of RNA polymerase II transcription subunit 13. The record is from RefSeq and is a predicted model, not a curated record. Bases 1 to 4134 code for a protein of 1377 amino acids. Lineage: Eukaryota; Fungi; Ascomycota; Sordariomycetes; Xylariales; Hypoxylaceae. Gene Ontology annotation, molecular function: transcription coregulator activity. The transcript is spliced from 3 exons. Gene Ontology annotation, cellular component: mediator complex. Gene Ontology annotation, biological process: regulation of transcription by RNA polymerase II.
AUGAUUGAUACGAUUUACGAUAUGGACACUGGCGAAUAUGAGACUAAUACAUUAGUAAUUAAUAAUAUAUCAUCUGUUAACUUUGCCUUCUACGAUCCCGUCUCCCCAACCUUAACAUCCCUUAGUUCCCAUGCGCUCGAGCUCGAGACUGCGCUCCGGAAAGAUGGGUUCCUGGCAUAUUACGAUACGGUUCGACGGGGUAUAUGGUGCUUUUACUUAUCGCAGAAGAGUAGGCUGCAGGGAGGUCAAUCAGCAAUACCUACAUUUCCCAAGUUGAUUGGAAGUGCUGGGUUUAGCUUUUCCUUGACCGAGGAGGGCACCUUUGAAUCGGUGGCACUCGUUAAGAGUCGUACACAUGGCCCAAAUACCGCCAAUACUCCAGCAAGCUCCUCAUCCUCAACUGGAUCCGCUGCUCUAGACUCGGCCUAUAGAAAUAUGCAGUCUGCUACAUUUUCCUCGGCCCAAUCGUUUUCUACUCCAAGCGAGCAGGAGUCCAGGACAGUCCCACCCAUAGACUCGAAAAUCACUUCCUCGACGUCAACAAAAGAUGUCUACGAUUACUUUAUCUGCGCUGCUUUAUCUGCAGUAUCUUCUAGCUUCUGUGCUAACACUGGGGCUAUCCCGCUAAGCUCCCGGACCCUGCUUCUUUCGAGCUCCCCUCACGACGACUACGCCACUGCUCCUGCGAUACUCGCUUCCUUACGCGUAUAUCUCACAACAACUGGCAGUCUUGUCAUAUCGUUUUCGCUUUCUCUGGCGGAGGGAAUUGGAGGCGAAGGAGAUGAUGUCUCGGGGUCUGAAUUUGACCGGAACUAUGACACUCUAAGGGUCGCUAAGCAAUGGUUUUUAGAUGCGGGGGAGCGGGAUGAGACACUGAUAAAGAAUAAAAAGGAGAGAGACGCUGCAACGGCUCGUGAAGCUACGCUAGGAGACGGUCAAAACCCACAUACUAGUGGUCUAUCUCCUUUACCAUUACAGCGAUCCAAUAAUACUGGUGUACCGCCUGGUUUAUACCCGACACCUCCAGACGGUAACAUCCAAAAUAUUGUUGGUGCGACGCCGUCUAUGGACGGUACGGCUUCUAGUCCUGGAAAUAAUGCGGCUGCAUCUGCGUUAGACAUUGAUGGGACUCGUAAUGUGAGAUCGUACGGAGAUCAUUGGGAGAAUACGGACACGAAACGCGAACGCAUAGGUGCUUCAUUUGAGUCAGAAAAUCUCUUCGGCGAAUUGGGUCCCGAUAUGUUUGCAGACGCCGAUAUUACCGAGGCUGAUUUUAAUUUCUUUGAUGAACAGCCUGGCGACAUGGGCCUCAGUUCCCUUGACUUGCCUGGCAUCUCAAAUUCAGAUUCAAAUUUAGGUCUUACUGUCGGCCUUCCGACGAUACAAGAGUCUCAGACCAAGGGAGGUCCUCCGGAUAUUCGCUUAGUUGAUGCCGCUUCGCCAACGUUCACGAAGCCUGAGCUAAGACAUGCACGGAGCUCGUUAGGAGAUGAAGCACGGCGCCAAGCUGGAUUAGACGUUAAUAGAUUCCAGUCUGCGGGCGUUAAACGGCCCGCUAGUCCAUUCAACCCGGAUACCGUGUUCAAGAGAAUUAAAGCGUCCCUUGAUAACCACCAUGCAGUACAGGAGAACUCUCGUAUAAAAGUGUCUCCUCAUAACAGCAUUUUUGAUAAAGUGGAUUUUGGACCCUGCUUAUCGGCAGUGAACAGUAAAUAUGAAGGGAGUGGGCGGUUCGACUACUCUGUCGAGCGAUCAGAAGAUGUCAAGUUUUCUAGUCUAAAUGAACCGCCAACGACGAAUUAUUUGCGUCGCCAUGUCAAGGCCCGGAAGGGCUUGAAAGAACUCCCUGCAAAGAUCGGACAUCUUCUAAUUCACCCACCUGGUUCUCAGAUUCCCAUAUCGAAUCGUCCAAGCCCUUCAAACCUCGAAGAGACGCACUCAGACGCCGAUGAAAUGAGUAUUGUAUCGGAUCAGGAUGAUUUAAGCUACGAUAGUGAUGAUCCAUCAUCCCCCGUGAAAUCCUCGAGCGUGAGAAGACGACUAGUUGACGACGAUAGGGAGUCCCUUGCUACAUCAUUUAAAGAGCUCGAAUCUAUAGACCUGAGUUUGCCUCAUCUACCACUUGAGUUGCCUCAUGCAUGCAAGUCCGAGGCGGACUUGCCACUCACCAAGUACUUUGCCGACCCGGAACCGCCACUUUUCUCGCCAUCACUACCGGACGAUCAGUUAAUAAUGGCAGCACAAAUUCUUACAGACCAAUUUUCUACUUCCACCUUUUCGACUACUACCACACCUCAACUGUUAGAAUCAAGAGUUUACCAGCGCCGUCAGCUUACCAAUCUCACAAGGAGAUCGAUCCAAGAUGUCAAGUCUGGCCUUCCCCCAUGCCUUGCAACUGCUACGGAGUAUCAAUUUCGUCCAUUUAUAGAACUUCAAGAUGUACCCCUUCUCGGGCAACCUACACGAAUGCAGCCAAGGCCACCGGGAGCCGAUCAGAUGAGGCCAAGUAGUUUAUUCCAGGUCCCAUCGCCACAUUUUGAGUUGCGGCGAUACGAGUCUAAGUUGUCUGUCUUACCAUCUGCUGUCGCUUUCUGGGAGAGUCUUGGACUAAGUCCGUCUCCUGGAAAUAAAGACAUCAAUGCACUCUGUAUUUUCCCCAAUAACGAGGGUAUGGCAGAUGACAUGCUUGCGUUUACAGAUCGAAUGCGUAGCAUUUACGAAUCAUUAAAGCUGGGUUCAUUCAGCCGUCUUCCUACAACAGCUGGUGUAGAGAACGGCAUGUUUCCUUUCACUUCUGAGAAAGACCUAAUCCCAUUCAGCAAGUCAUCAUCUUUUCUACGACCCUCAAUAGCGAGCUGUGUUAGUAAAAUCUGCCAAGUGUUAGCAUCAAUGAUAGUUGAAGAGAUAAAUUUUGUUAUCUUCUUCGUCUAUUCGCCAGAUGCUGCUGGAUCGGCAGUAGAAUGCUGCUCUGCUUUCAACCAGAUCUUCGAGGGAUACAGAAGAAUAUUGUCGAGUAAAAAGUUAUCAAUCGUUAACGAUCUGGCCCUACAACUAAUACCACAAGAUUUCAUAGCAUCUUCAUGUUCAGUUGCUAUGCCAUCCCCUUCUGAUUUUGGUAAACUGGCCAUGGAGACAUACGAUAGGUGUACUCAAUUUGGUGGAGCGGGACCAUCCCCGGCAAUAAUGCUUGAACAACCACCACCAAGGAUAAUCGAUUUCAAGCUGACAACCAAUCCGUCCGCGUCGUUGUUACACGAGAACACUUGCCUCCACAUUGCAUAUGCGCAAAGCAUAGAUGGAAGGUGGGUUACAGCGGCUUGGACAGAUAAUAGGGGUAGCCAACAAAUGACGGCGUCAUACUGCCUAGGAAGAAAAGGGAAAUGUCUGUCGAGGCCAAUCGCGGAUGUAACUACAGAGAUCUGGGGUGCCACUCAUGACUUCAUAUCUGCUCGGAAAGUACACUGGCGAAUCAUCAUCGCGAAAUCCGGUACGAUGGAACAGUCCGAGAUAGAACUCUGGUCUGCCCUAGCCCAAGCAGAGUCGAAAGCAUCGAUCAGCUUGACGCUGAUCGUAGUAGACACUAACCCAUCCAUGCAACUCCUCCCCCCGGCAGUUAAGAUAACAAGCAAUGCCUUAUCUGUAUUCUACACCACGCCGGUUUCAACGCCACAAGGCUCUAUGGUGUCGCCGGAGCAGAGUGGUAACCCACUUACGCCCAUGCGAGAGAAUGCACCUACAAGCACACCGACGCCCAGCGGGGACAACAAUCCAGAAGCCGAUAGUGACGCUACAUUAACCGAAAUCACCGAUCAAACGUGGGGUGCCGUCCUAUCCCACAGAUUGAACAACUCGACUUCCUUGACAGAGCUGAAUCCAGCACUAAUCAGUGGGUAUCUAGUAAAACGUGGUGGGACACGAGUUGAAGACCCUCCUGUCCUCCUAGAGGUCAAUCUAGUACAUAAUGAGGGGAAUCCUAGAGCAUAUGAAUCUUUAUUAAGGGAAAUACUUACUUAUUACCGAGGGCUCGGGACACUAGCUAGAGCGCGUGGCAUGGUAGACAAGGAAACAGACAUCCGGCCAUGGCAUAUUGCCGCGGCUGAGAAUGCGGUUAAAGCGUUAUAUAUGUUAGUGUGA